UCUAAGUUAUUUGGCCUGAAAUUUAUAACUGUAAUAGCGUUAUUGAUGUUGCAACGUUGAAUUUGUCAUAUAACAUUUUUCAGUAACAUUGAAGGAAAAUGAGUUAGUUAUUUCCAUGAGGGCAACUGGUCAUUUAGCUUUAUUAUUUGUUAGAUUUAAAUAGACAAUAUGCUUGGAAAUACCAAAAUGGAAAAUGUCACAUGUAAAUUUGUUAACGAAAAGGAAGUUAUUUGUAAUGGAAUAAAAUUUGACGAAGUUGAAGAUGUACUAACAAUAUAUACAACAAUGUUUUGGGUAUAUCUUGGUACAUAUCUUUUCCUGGUCCUUUUUGCAGGUUUAAUGUCUGGUCUAACAAUGGGUCUUUUAUCUCUUGACAAAACACAGUUGGAAAUUUUAAUGAAAGUUGGCAAAGGAAAAGAGAAAAAGUAUGCAGAGAAGAUAUUUCCUAUAGUUAAAAAACAUCAUUUAUUGUUGGUGACACUUCUCUUGGCAAACGCAGCUGCAGUUGAAACCAUGCCAAUCUUCAUGGACAAGAUCACCAAUCCUAUUAUUGCAAUUGUUGUAUCUGUCACUGCUGUUCUUAUUUUUGGGGAAAUCAUACCACAAGCCUUAUGUACAAGAUAUGGGCUAGCUAUUGGCUAUUAUCUUUCACCACUUGUUAAAAUUUUAAUGGUGUUGCUGUUUAUAUUAUCCUGGCCCAUUUCGAAGCUACUUGAUUGUAUGCUUGGUAGUAACCACACAACCUUUUUCAGAAGAGCUGAGCUUAAAGAGCUUGUUAAUUUGCAUCAGCAAUUUGAUGAAGAAAAUGAAGAACCUUUGAGUAUUGAUGAAGCAUUGAUAAUAAAAGGUGCAUUAGAUCUCAAAGAUAAAACUGCAAAAGAUGCUAUGGUUCCAAUAGAUGUAGUGUUUAUGCUUGAAACAAAACAACCUCUGGACUUAGAAAACAUGAACAUUAUUAUUGAGGCUGGGCAUUCAAGAAUUCCAGUGUAUAGAGAUUUAAAAGAAAAUAUUGUGGGAUUACUGUUGGUUAAAACGAUAAUAACUUUGGAUCCAGAUGAUUCUAUUCCUGUUGAGAAUGUGAUGCGUCCACACAAGUUGCUGUUACAGUUUUAUGAAGAUGAACCAUUGUAUAAUAUUUUAAAUGCGUGUCAGACAGGCAGAAGUCAUAUGUGUCUGGUCAAGAAGAAACUGGAUGGUUCAGACUAUGAGCCGGUUACAGGAAUCAUUACUUUAGAAGAUGUUAUUGAAGAAAUUCUACAAGAAGAAAUUGUCGAUGAAACAGACCAAUAUAUAGAUGUGGUUAAACGUAUACAAGUUGCACGCAUUCUAAGGCGUGUGUCCAAAUCACAAAAUCCGAGUUUACAAGCUUCUGCAUCGUGUAAAAAUGUGCCUGCCGUGGUCGUAACUGAUGAAAAAACACCAUUAAUCGAGUAACAGAUCAAUAAUCAUCAUCGCUUGGAGGGUAAUUAUUGUCACUACAUUAUUUCAAUAACUUCAGAUAAUUUAUUUUUUAAAUGCACUAGACUAUAUACAUGUUGAAUACCUUAAUAAGGAUCUGUAUAUUCUUUUAGCUUUAUUUUUUUGGUAGUAUUUAAUAAUCUAAAAAAAUUUUCUAAACUAAGAUGUGUAUAAAAAGUAUUUACAUACAAAUUUUUACUGACUUUAAUGAAUUCUUCCUAAAGAGAAGUACAUUUGUUAUUACUUGUCUCAACAUAGGACUUGUCUAAACAGAUGUGGUGAUUUUAUCAUCUUACUUUGGUUAAUUUGUGCAGUUAAAAAUGUUUCUGUAACAUUAAAGUAAAGUGUGUUUAGCUUGGAUUUUUAAAGCAAAACUUCACUAAGUUCGUACAUUUUAUUUUGUAUGUGUGGGUUUUUGUAUGAGUGUUAUAUAAGAAAAAAUUGAUUUACACAUUUUUUUGUAUAAUUAUUAAGAAUGAUACUCUUAAGAGGAAGUCUUUUUUCGACACGUUUUGUUUUUAGAAUUAUUAUUAUUUAUUUUUUAAUACAUGUAAAAACAACGGC
Molecule: messenger RNA, 2022 nt
Organism: Hydractinia symbiolongicarpus
Lineage: Eukaryota; Metazoa; Cnidaria; Hydrozoa; Anthoathecata; Hydractiniidae
Exons: 10
Coding region: 169-1434 (421 amino acids)
Biological process (GO): magnesium ion homeostasis
Cellular component (GO): intracellular membrane-bounded organelle
Source: RefSeq, a predicted model, not a curated record